GUCAACUUCGGGGUCAGCCACCUUCACGCUGCCAUCAUGACACUGCACUGGUGGAUGCACUGGUUCUGGGUGACGGCGCUGCUCACAAUUCAAGCAAGCGGUGGCCAGACUGCAGCUGUACCUCAACCCCAAUCAGAAGAGCUUCAAUACAUCACGACCGACUUAGGAGAGAAACAUUCAGAGAGGCAAAGUAGGGCGAUGUACUUCCCCAAGCCAGCCUCAACUAGUGCCAGGCCUCCGCCACUUAACGUCACCGAAGAAAAUUUUCUAGAGGUCAUCUCAAAGAACGAUUCAGUCGCAGAAGCUGUCCUUAACGCAACACAAUGGACAGCAGUUGAAACCACAGAUAUGAACUUAACCAAAAUUUAUCAAGAACCACCAAAAAUCAAUAAUGUUACAAACAUAAACACAACCGAAGCCGUAACGACUGUUAACCCAACAGAAACGUUAAAUACAACAAAGAAAAGAAACUUGACGAGGCCAGAUUUUGUCAAAGACGACUCGAGUAUAGAAAGUGCUUUGGAAAGCAGAAUAGUUACUGACAAGCCUCUUUCUCUGGAGACGACAUAUCUACAGACGAGGAUACCUCCAAAUAUAGAGUUGUAUAGACGAGUUGAGAGUUCCGAAGGCGGUAUGGACACGGGAGCUAUUGCUGGGAUAUCGUUCGCUGCUUUGGUGUUGGCGGCAUUGGCUGGAAGCACGGCCUUUGUGUUGUACAGGAGGAGGUACCUGAAUAAGCCUCAAACGUUGAAUGACAAGUGCUCGAAUCCAGAUUCCAGUGGAUAUCUUGACGAUAGCACAAUCAGGGAUAAUUCAGAGGAGAUGUACAGCCUGGACAACGAUUCGUUCCUAAACUCCCUGGAAGCUAUGACCAUUCAGAACUACUGGACCGACACCGUCAAACACACCAAGCUAUGAACAUUCGUGAACACUAUAUAAACUUUGGUAUAUCCUGGACUUAGUAAUUGUGAUUUCGUGAAUCAUUAUAGUGUAGUUAAAAGUAUCAAAUAUGUAAUCUAAGUACAGAUUAUAUUGAACGAAAAGAGAUUUCUAGUAGUUGUUAUUGUAAAACAAAUUAGAUUACUUAACCUUUUGGUCACUUUUGUGUGGAGGCUUUUGAAUAACUUUGCAUACUUAUACCCGUUGCAUUAAACACUAUUAGUAAAAUGAUCUCUCAAGUUUUGCUUUCAUGAUGUCAUAAGAUUAUAAUUAAGUUUAAAACCGGUUCAGAAACUACAUGUCAGUACUUACUAAUAAUUUAUUCUUAUUCUAAAAUGGUUAAUUCCAAAGAACUGCGGGCCCCUAGUUACUUGUAAAAAACCUUCUGCUACUUCUCUAUGGUACAACUUCGAUAGAAGGCAAAAGUUUUCAGCAAUAUGUAAUUACCUUUAUGAGGCUUAUUAAUAUGGCAAAUAGUACGUACAGUCAAGAGCACAUUAAACUUGACACUUUGAACUUUGGACCGCUCUUACCGAAAGCGGCAUGGACUUGAAUUUAUAUCUUAAGUGUCAAGCUUAACGUACUCUUGACCCUGUACAUUGUUGUCUGAAUCUAAAAUCAACAGCCUAUUUACCUAUCCCGGACAAAACAAUCUGACAUUGUCUUUUCGUGAUUCAAGUAAAUUUAUUCCACCUGUCAUAAUAUUUAACAUCUAUGCUCAGAAAUAAAAAAACGUUUAUUUUAUGGGUUUUAAAAUUAAACACAGUCAAGAACACAUCAAGCUCAAGCUUGACUUUGAAAUUCAACUCUAUGCCGUUUAUAAUUACAACGAUCCAAAGU
This is a messenger RNA of Hyposmocoma kahamanoa, 1779 nucleotides long. RefSeq lists its product as uncharacterized. Lineage: Eukaryota; Metazoa; Arthropoda; Insecta; Lepidoptera; Cosmopterigidae. The transcript has 3 exons. The record is from RefSeq and is a predicted model, not a curated record. Bases 37 to 918 code for a protein of 293 amino acids.